Messenger RNA from Cherax quadricarinatus, 2742 nucleotides. NCBI's taxonomy places the organism in Eukaryota, Metazoa, Arthropoda, Malacostraca, Decapoda, Parastacidae. The record is from RefSeq and is a predicted model, not a curated record.
ACAGUGGGUUGUCUAGUGACCUCUGAUUUACUAUGGAGGUCCUGUCCCAUCAAUCACCGGUGUUUUGGUGUAAUUCGAGCCGGGAGGGAGUGAGACCUUUCUUGUCCUCAACAUGUUUCUUGUAGCUCCGCCCCCCCGAAUAUAAGCAGCCAGUCAGAGUGGAGCUCCGCCCAGCCAGCGCCGCUGAUUGGUUACUUUCAGUGAGAUCAAUAUGGCGCCGGUCCACGUCCUUCGUUUCUCUUCCCGAGGAAGAGAUGCAGAAAUUUCACCGUCGUACGACCAGUAUCGAUCGAUUACAUCUUAUUCCUUUCAGCUGCAACAGAUUUCUAGCUUGUGUUUGCUGUAGUGUUUCCUAGCAGACAUAAGAACUGGGAGUGGGUAGCGUAGGUGGUGUGCAGUGGUUGCUUGUAGCGGCGGCUGAGGCGGCGGCGGGAGGCAGGUGUAGCGGCGGAAGCGGCGGCGGCCGCCAAGGUAACGAUCCCAGGCUGACCAACGGAGUGAGCCGCCGCCUCGCCGGUGUGCGUUGGCGGUACACCUGUACUUAUAGUUGAGCGCGAGGCCGCUAGGUGGCAGCGGUAUCGUGCGUGGUUGUCGAUUGUCGGGCAAGGCAGGCGCGGGUGUAGCGUGGCUCAGCCUUCCAGGGUAACCUACGCACCCGGCACCCUUGAAUCCAGGUCAACCAAGGGAGCCACCCACACAAUUAACGACGAAAAAAGCGAUUUUUUGACGGUUGAGGAGUGGCGAGGGCGGUUCAUAGGCGGACACAAGCUGGUGGAGAGGAGAGGAACUCCUGAGGUCGCCAGACACCUGAGCUUCACAGGGCUGCCAGCGCCAUUGAUUCCAGGACUUGAAGACUACCACACCAUGGUCUCCUUCACACCGAGUCCUGUUUCCCUGUGAACGUUCCACGCUCCCGCGGUCCCCACCUGCUGAAUGUUAAGUCUUGUGCUUGUGCUCUGGUGUGACGAGGUAAAUGUGCGGCCUAGGGUUUAGACUGAAGAACACCCCUUCCAAGAAAACAUCUCUGCGCUGGGGUGACUGUUGUGGGCGCAGCGCUGUAGUCAGGUGCAGCCCCAGCCCUCACCAGGCAAUAUGACUGUCCCUGCCUCACUUAGCUCCCCAGGAUCGCUGUCUCUCUGCGGUGCUGUCUUCUCAACACGCUGAACACCGCCUGUCUUCGUGUCAGGGAACUUCUCCUGGUGUGCUCUGCUGGGGACCCCACAACAAGUGCUCUCUCUCGCAGUAUUCCUUCAAACAAAGACAAGUCUUCCAGCCAAGCUGCUACCCUCGACGCAACACGUUACAGGUGUUACACGCAACACGUUACAGGUGUUACACGCAACACGGUAAAAGGUGUUACAUGCAACAAGAAAUAACUUUGAAACCAAAGACACAAGAUUUAUUUUUUUUGUUAUAUAUAUAAACAUAAACGAAUAUUUUCACUCAUCGAAAUUUUGUAACAGCUUUGAAAAUAUUUUUAUUUUGGAAAACAAAAUAUAGAGAGAAUUGUGUACUUUGUGUACAGUAGAAAGAACCUGUGAGCGGUGCAGCGCCAGGUGACUCCUGCUACGCAGACGACGCUCUCAACGGACCAUCCCACAAGGACGCCCACACCCACUUCCUUAAUAUAGAACCCCCUCCCAGAGACCAUAUAUUUCCCCCUAACAUCACUACUACAGUACCUCAAACCUCAGUAUAAUCGUAUAUACAUAUAUAUUAAACUCCACCAUCAUCACGUCAACAUUCUGUGUAAAAAAAUAAAGAACGUUAUAGUCCAGUAGGGAUCUGUACCUUUGCACUCGUAGUACCGUCAAAACCUUAACAAUGGCUAUCAACGUCGGAGGAGUCAUAGCCAUCAUCCUCUUUUACCUGCUCAUUCUGGCGGUGGGGAUCUGGGCAGCCAAGAAAAAGCCGGAAGGAGAAGACGAUGCCGAUGAUGUUAUGUUAGCGGGGAGGAGUAUAGGAGUCUUCGUGGGUAUCUUCACAAUGACGGCAACGUGGGUAGGAGGCGGCUACAUCAACGGGACGGCCGAGGCUGUGUACGAUACAGGGCUGGUGUGGUGCCAGGCACCCUUCGGAUACGCCCUCUCCCUCAUCUUCGGUGGUGUGCUGUUUGCCAACAAAAUGCGGUCGCAAGGUUACGUUACCAUGUUGGACCCACUGCAGGACAAGUUCGGGGAGCGCAUGGGAGGGUUACUCUUCCUGCCAGCGCUGUGUGGAGAGGUUUUCUGGUCGGCGGCUAUCCUAGGAGCUCUUGGUGCGACUCUUAGUGUGGUGCUCAACCUGGACAACACAGUAGCAGUCAUCCUCUCCGCCUGCAUCGCCGUCUUUUAUACUCUCUUCGGGGGACUCUACGCAGUUGCCUACACGGACGUUAUUCAGCUCAUUUGUAUUUUCAUCGGUCUGUGGCUGUGUAUACCCUUCGCGUGGACCCACCCAGCAGUGGGAGACGUGACGGACACGGACAGGGACUGGAUAGGCUCCGUGCCUACGGAACAGCUGGGGCUCUACAUGGACUACUGUCUUUUACUCGUCUUCGGCGGCAUCCCCUGGCAGGUGUACUUCCAGCGCGUGUUGUCCAGUAAGUCUGGACACAAGGCGCAGGUGCUCUCCUAUGUGGCCGCCUUUGGUUGUCUCAUCAUGGCCGUUCCUCCAGUUAUCAUCGGCGCCAUAGCCAAAGUCACCGGUAAGUUCCAGAUGGGUAAGGCCGCUUAAAAAGGAACUGAUGAGUAAAAAUAUUUG